Messenger RNA from Syngnathoides biaculeatus (alligator pipefish), 1917 nucleotides. It is a transcript of the gene mylpfb, whose product is annotated as myosin light chain, phosphorylatable, fast skeletal muscle b. The record is from RefSeq and is a predicted model, not a curated record. NCBI's taxonomy places the organism in Eukaryota, Metazoa, Chordata, Actinopteri, Syngnathiformes, Syngnathidae. The transcript has 4 exons. Gene Ontology annotation, cellular component: early endosome; cytoplasm; recycling endosome. Gene Ontology annotation, biological process: receptor recycling; skeletal muscle tissue development; endosome organization. The coding region runs from base 282 to 1190 and encodes 302 amino acids. Gene Ontology annotation, molecular function: calcium ion binding.
CCUGUAAACAGUUAACUCGUGCAAACAAAAUCCUUAAACAUCUAUUUUUAUGUAAAUGAAAACGCAGGAAUAGUUUCGAUGCACUCACAUAUAAGUGCAGCGUUUUUGUACUUUUCCACAAUUGUUUUGACGUCUUUCGAAACUCACUUUCCCAUUUUACAGACCUUGGAGCUUUAAAUGUUUUUUGUUAUUUUCAUUUCUGAAUUUCCAAAAAUAUAUAUACCAAGUUGUCUUUUUGGGGGAUUAAAAAAAAAAAACAACAUGACCGUAAGACUUUCUAAAUGCGAGAGAAUUGUCGCCGAAACCCGGAAAAGCGCAAUUUCCGGUUUAACAACAGAAGACGCUGUUCGGUGCUGAGCAGCCCGUUAUGUGAUGAAAUGAAGAUACACGAGAAGGUUGUCGCUUAUUUUGAAUCAAGCGACUCACCUGUGGACAAGGAAGGUUAUCUCUUUAAGAAAGGUGACAUCAGGCCUUCCUACCACAAGCGUUGGUUUGUUCUGAAGGGGAACCUCCUCUUCUACAAGGACCACCCGGAUGACCGUGACCUCAUCGGAGUCAUUGUUCUGGAGGGCUGCACCGUCCAGCUGUGCGAGUCCGAGGAGCAGUUCGCCUUUUCGCUGGUGUGGAGCGAGGUGGGCCUGCGACCGUACAAGUUUGCCGCCGAGGACCAGGCCGGCCAGGAGAGCUGGAUCAAGGCCCUGCUCUCGGCCAACCACGGCUACUUGUCUCUGCUGGUGAUGGACCUGGAGAAGAAAUACAAAGAAACAUUAGAGGCUUUGUUCACUGACCCGGCUAACGGCGGCGCCGCCCCAAAUGCGGGUCGUCAUCCGUCGAGCCCACAGUUGUCCGCGUCCACCCGAAACUCAGCAGGCGCGGGAGCAGCGGCCGCAGGCCCCAUCCCGAGCUCCGUCCCAACCCUCAAAACUCCGUCCGUUCCCCUCAAAUCCACCGUCAGGCGGUCGCCCAAACUGUGGCCCAAGAGGACCGCGAGCGUGACCCCCGUUAACGGGCCCGCGCCGCCCGCGGGGGACUUGUCGGCUGUGUGUUCGGGCAACUGGGAGGAAUUCAGCAAAUUGCACGAGGAUUUUGGGAAGGAAGUCAAAGACCUGAUCGCAGAUUGGUCAAGAAGAAAACGAGGCAGCCAAGUGACUCUGAAUGAAAACUUGAUCGAUUUGAGUGGCUUUGAGUAGUAAACUCUUCUAACGGAAUUUUCCAGAUCUCAUUUCAAAAAUUUCAGUGCAGUCUUAUCAUUUGAAAACAACUUCACGGUUCUACCUUCACUUCAGCAUCAAAUGAUUCAUAACCUGGAGUUAAAUUGUACUGAAUACGGAGUAUAAACUAAACCGCAUAUGUAAUAUAAACUUCAAAAUGUAUAGUUGAUAAGAAUGCUAGAGAUUAUGUUACCAGCAUCGUGAACAUUUUGAAUUUUUGUCGCAACCAUCUCUUAGCGCCGCUCCUUAAAAGACACUUUCUUGUCAUUCACCAAAUAAAAAUUUAUGUUAAAUCGAAAUGUCGGCCUUAAUUGUAAGUUUUAUACGCAGUAGCGGCGGCACGGUGUAUCAGGUGGUAAAGCCUCACAGUUCUGAGGACUCGGGUUUGAUCCCGGCCCCGCCAGUGUGGCGUUUGCAUGUUCCUCCCGUUUCUGCGUGGGUUUUCUCCCACAUCGCCAAAAACAUGCAACAUUAAUUGGACACUAAAUUGCCCCGAGGUGCGAUUGUGAGUGCGACUGUUUGUCUCGAUGUGCGCUGCGAUUGGCUGGGGACCAGUUGACGGCUGGGAUAGGCUCCAGCACUCCCCGCGACCCUUGUGAGGAUCAGCGGCAAAGAAAAUGGAUGGAUAUGCCGUAGUGUUUUUUUAGCCUCUUUUUUUUUUUCCCUCAGAUGUUCCAUUCUGAAAGUCAAUUAAAGAGUCUUACCA